Molecule: messenger RNA, 2449 nt
Organism: Hippopotamus amphibius kiboko
Lineage: Eukaryota; Metazoa; Chordata; Mammalia; Artiodactyla; Hippopotamidae
Gene: HPSE2
Product: heparanase 2 (inactive)
Exons: 12
Coding region: 1-1779 (592 amino acids)
Cellular component (GO): membrane; extracellular matrix
Molecular function (GO): hydrolase activity, acting on glycosyl bonds
Source: RefSeq, a predicted model, not a curated record
AUGAGGGUGCUGUGUGCCUUCCCUGAAGCCAUGCCCUCCAGCAACUCCCGCCCCCCCGCGUGCCUAGCCCCGGUGGCUCUCUUCUUGGCUCUGUUGCUCCAUCUCUCCCUUUCCUCCCAAGCUGGAGACAGGAGACCCUUGCCUGUAGACAGAGCUCCAGGUUUGAAGGAAAAGACCCUGAUUCUACUUGAUGUGAGCACCAAGAACCCAGUCAGGACAGUCAAUGAGAACUUCCUCUCUCUGCAGCUGGAUCCGUCCAUCAUUCAUGAUGGCUGGCUCGAUUUCUUAAGCUCCAAGCGUCUGGUGACCCUGGCCCGGGGACUUUCGCCCGCCUUUCUGCGCUUCGGGGGCAAAAGGACCGACUUCCUACAGUUCCAGAACCUGAGGAACCCGGCAAAAAGCCGUGGGGGCCCCGGCCCGGAUUACUAUCUCAAAAACUAUGAGGAUGACAUUGUUCGAAGUGAUGUUGCCUUGGAUAAACAGAAAGGCUGCAAGAUUGCCCAGCACCCUGAUAUUAUGCUGGAACUCCAAAGGGAAAAGGCAGCUCAGAUGCAUCUGAUUCUUCUAAAGGAGCAGUUCUCCAAUACUUAUAGUAACCUCAUAUUAACAGCCAGGUCUCUAGACAAACUUUAUAACUUUGCUGAUUGCUCUGGACUCCACCUGAUAUUUGCUCUAAAUGCACUGCGUCGUAAUCCCAAUAACUCCUGGAACAGUUCUAGUGCCCUGAGUCUGUUGAAGUACAGCGCCAGCAAAAAGUACAACAUUUCUUGGGAACUGGGUAAUGAGCCAAAUAACUAUCGGACCAUGCAUGGCCGGGCAGUAAAUGGCAGCCAGUUGGGAAAGGAUUACAUCCAGCUGAAGAGCCUGUUGCAACCCAUCCGGAUUUACUCCAGAGCCAGCUUGUAUGGCCCUAAUAUUGGGCGGCCCAGGAAGAACGUCAUCGCCCUCCUAGAUGGAUUCAUGAAGGUGGCAGGAAGCACAGUGGAUGCAGUUACCUGGCAACAUUGCUACAUUGAUGGCCGGGUGGUCAAGGUGAUGGACUUCCUGAAAACUCGCCUGUUAGACACACUCUCUGACCAGAUUAGGAAAAUUCAGAAAGUGGUUAACACAUACACCCCAGGAAAGAAGAUUUGGCUUGAAGGUGUGGUGACCACCUCAGCUGGAGGCACAAACAAUCUAUCAGAUUCCUAUGCUGCAGGAUUCUUAUGGUUGAACACUUUAGGAAUGCUGGCCAAUCAGGGCAUUGAUGUUGUGAUUCGGCACUCAUUUUUUGACUAUGGAUACAAUCACCUUGUGGACCAGAAUUUCAACCCAUUACCAGACUACUGGCUCUCUCUCCUUUACAAGCGCCUCAUCGGCCCCAAAGUCUUGGCCGUGCAUGUGGCUGGGCUCCAGCGGAAGCCACGGCCAGGCCGAGUGAUCCGGGACAAACUAAGGAUUUAUGCUCACUGCACAAACCACCACAACCACAACUAUGUUCGAGGGUCCAUUACACUUUUUAUCAUCAACUUGCACCGAUCAAGAAAGAAAAUCAAACUGGCCGGGACUCUCAGGGACAAGCUCGUGCACCAGUACCUGCUGCAGCCCUAUGGGCAGGAGGGCCUGAAGUCCAAGUCAGUACAGCUGAACGGCCAGCCCUUAGUGAUGGUGGACGAUGGGACCCUCCCAGAACUGAAGCCCCGCCCCCUGCGGGCCGGCCGGACAUUGGUCAUCCCUCCAGUCACCAUGGGCUUUUAUGUGGUCAAGAAUGUCAACGCUUUGGCCUGCCGCUACCGAUAAACCCCCUCACACUCACAAGUCACCAGCAGGCCUGCUGGACUGCUUUCCACUCUUCUGCCCUAAUGGUAUCAGUAUUUUUCAGGCAUCUUCUGAGCAAUGAACCAGUGUCUGCCACCCCAUCCUGCUGGAAUCAACACUGACUUGUUCUCCAAAGAGACAAAUACCCUAGCAUGAGCUUAGCCUAGGUAGGUCACUUCCACCCCAAAGGAAAAUGUGGACAUCAUCUGUACCUAUAUAAGCACGAAGGUAUGUGUAUAGAGCUGUAUGCACCCUUGUACAUGCACCAUGAGAACAAGCUGACAGUGCACUCCCAGGACAAAUAAAACAAGUCCCCACAAUCCUGAUCACAUAGCAAUAUAACUACAGACCUUAGCCUGUGGCUGCUGCCCUAGGCAGAAGAUGAGGAAGGAAAAAACCUGGCGGACCUUCGAGAGCCCAGUCCCCCCUAACUCCUUUCCUUUCUCUGUUCCCUGCUGUUGCCCUCGGUUUCAUAUCCCCUCUCCUCCCAUAGGGGAGCAGGUGGGUGAGUCAGUGCUGGCCUGCUGGGCAAGCUGUUUAUGUAAUUUCCUGGCUGAUGUAUGAGCGUGUGCAUCUGGGUUUCUGACAGUGGCAUCAAUCACUAGCUAGUCCUCUGGGAAGCGGGUGCUUCAAAAGUAAAAUUGCAAUCAUA